Scheffersomyces stipitis CBS 6054 is the source of this 1219-nucleotide messenger RNA. It is a transcript of the gene PDR17, whose product is annotated as Pdr17p. The transcript has a single exon. Gene Ontology annotation, molecular function: phosphatidylinositol transfer activity. Bases 56 to 1138 code for a protein of 360 amino acids. Lineage: Eukaryota; Fungi; Ascomycota; Pichiomycetes; Serinales; Debaryomycetaceae. The record is from RefSeq and is a predicted model, not a curated record.
AGAUUUUCAAGUAAUAGAUUUUUUUCAUUCAUAAACUCUUAUAGAAUUUAGCAACAUGAACUUCUUCAGAAAGAAAGGCUCGGAGUCCUCGCUCAACUCCGAUGCUGCUUCCGUGUCCUCCAGGGCCACCUCCAUGAGCGGAACGAGUUCGUCUUCCAAGGUGAGCUACGUGAAAAGACACACGCCUUUUGAUGUCCCUGUCAACCCUAUUAAGCCACCUAAUUUCGACUUGGACGCUGAACAACAGGAAAAGUACGAAACGGUUCUCGCCCAUUUCCAGGAGUUCAUCAAGAACGAUUUGCCUGUGAAUGACAAGCAUGACGCUGCUCGCCAUCCACUUGUGGAACAGGAACUUGCCUGGCUUACUAAGGAAUGCAUUCUUCGUUACUUGAGAGCUUCCAAGUGGAAAGUAGAUGUAGCAAUCAAGCGAAUGGAAGAAACAAUGAUAUGGAGAAGAACUUUCGGAGUAGUCCAUAUUCCGGAGCAUACCGACGAUGGCAAGUUCAUAACAGCUGAGUUGGUAUCUGACGAAAACGAAACUGGUAAGAAUCUCAUUGUGGGCUACGACAACGACAAUAGACCCUGUUUGUAUUUGAGAAAUGGGUACCAAAACACCGCUCCUUCUAUGAAGCAAGUACAACAUCUAGUCUUCAUGUUGGAAAGAGUCAUCCAGUUUAUGCCUCCCGGCCAAGACACAUUGGCUCUCUUGAUUGACUUCAAGGCCGCUCCGGAACACAUGAAUCUUUCCUCGAAAUUUCCUUCUCUUUCCAUCUCCAAGCAAGUAUUGCAUAUUUUACAGAAUCACUACCCUGAGAGAUUGGGAAGAGGACUUUUUACAAACAUUCCUUGGAUUGGCUAUACGUUCUUUAAAGUUGUUGGACCAUUUAUAGACCCAUAUACCAGGCUGAAAACGAUCUAUGACCAACCUUUCGAGAACUUUGUUCCCAAGGAACAGUUGGAUAAAGAGUUCAACGGUGUCAUGGACUUUGAAUACAUCCACAACGUCUACUGGCCAGAAAUGAAUCAGAUGGCAGAAAAGAAGCAUGAAGUGUAUAUGAACAACUUCAGAAAACUAGGGGCAGAAAUAGGUUUAAGUGAGUACCAUUUGAGAAAGGAAGAGGUGUCAGCUACAGCAUAAACGAAAUCUAUUUGUAUAAUACGAGUAAUUUUAUCACCAAUGAAUAGCAUCUAUAGAAAAACAAAUAUGUAAUUGUUCUUU